GACAAUCUAAUUUUAGAUCUCGCGAUAGCUGGAUUGGAAUAGGUGCUUCGAAGAGGAGCAAGGGUAACAUCACAAGAGCAAAUGUCACAGGCAAUUUCCUAAAUGGAUCAAACACGAUAAAGCUAGAAGUAUAAAAAAAAUCCAAUUGUCUAAAUAUAAAAAACCGCCAAUGAAAGUGAAAGAUCCAUAAUUGUAAAUAAUUUAUAAUCAGAAGAGGGGGAAACCGCUGCGUCACCCGACACAUGACCGACGUGACAAACUUCCCUCCAAAUUCCUCGUCCCCUCCUUUCAUUUCCAAUUGUUGCUUUUCAAUAACAAGAAAUCAUCAAUUAAUAGAUAACGACGGCCGGUGACAAUUACUUCCAUACGCUAAUGCAAUUAAAUUCACUUCCUCCGGCAGUUACUUUUAUUGGCGACUUGAUGAUUCUCUUGACCACUGAAUCGCAUCUCGUUGAGUCCCAUUACCUGUCACGAAUGGCUUCGAAGGAAAAAUAAAUAAAAAAUCGACGGAGAAGCUCUUCGCCCCAAAACAAAGCGCUAACAAAAACCAAAAACCAAAAUAGAGAAGACCGAAAAACCCCAAAAAUCGUGACGUCAACAUAUCGAGAGAAAAACUGGUAAGAAUCGAUUGAUCGAUUAAGUCACAAUUUUUAUUAGCCACUGAAGAAUUUAUAAAGCAAUUGCAUUGAUCUACCAAUAUAUUUACCAUCUUUAUGAUAAAAGUGGAUGACAUAGAGUGUGUUGUUAUUCAGUAACCAUAGCAAUUUGUUAAAGCACACGAGGAGCUUUCGACGAUACAAGACAAUACGAUAAAGCGAGAGGGUGGACAGAAGCCCGCGGUGUUUGAGUAUCGUGUGUGACAUACGAUAUACAUACUAUUGUCUGUUAAAUUGUCAACAUUACCUUUGCCGAGGGACCGACGAAUCCAGUCGUAUGGCAACGACACGACGAGAACGUCUCAAACCCAAGUGCUUUUCGGUGAUCAUUAAAUUUUGAGAUAAAAUGCAUGACACGUCAUGAGACAUGUCACGAUGUGCGAAAUCAUUGUGUUCAACUACUGCUAUGAAUAUUGCAUUUGACUGUCUCAUCGGAGAGGAAGUGAUUCGAUUAUAGAAUCGGUAUUUGCAACAAUGGCGAUGUUUGAUUGAUUGAUCGUUUGAGGUGUAUCAACCUUCUGCAAUGCAACCUUGAGCACCUGCUAACAUUUUGAUUGGCACAAAAGUCGGUGCAUACGUAUGAAACAUUGAAGUAGACAAUGUCGGUGUCUAUUUUAAUGUCAUCGCUUAGAUAGAGCCCCUAUCGGCAGUUUAUUGGAUUCCCCCAAGGGGGAGGAAAUAAACCUACCUCCUGUCUAUGGACGUUUUCUGUGAAAUAUAUAAAAAAAAAAAAUCAGUGGAACUUUAGUUAACGAAAUAAUUAUGACGACUGAAAAAUUCACUUAUUUAAUGCAGUGAGUGGAUAAUAUUGUUGGGAAAGUUCAAGUGAAUAAGGGAAGAAUCAAGGUCGUGGGAAGAGCCGCUCGGUCUUAUACCUCAGCUUAUUUUUUCAUAAAUAAUUUAGAAUUCCAGGGGAAGGGGGAAUAUCUGCUCCUACGUAACAAUAUUCCCUUCUUGAUUUUUUCUUUAACCUCUUGGUUAUACACCAUUGAUCGAUGUCGGUUACACACGACGAAGGAUUCGACGAGAGUGUCGUCGCGAGGGAGGACAACGUCCUUCGCUUGCAGUUGGCGUUACCGGUUAUACGUAAUGAGUCACUGCUACCACCGUCGCCCGGACACCUACCUGGAUGCAGUCCAAGUUAUUUCACGUGCAGUUCGCCGUUUCCAUUCAAAGAGAAUAUCACCGAUGACAAGCUCCUGCACGAGAACGAGAUUCAGCAAACGCACAGCCGUCGUCCAAGCACCAGUUUUCUCCCCCGAAUAGUCGAACCAGGGGGUAGCCCAUCGAAAUCCCAAUUAAGUGAUUUGGUACGUUCGAUUGAAACACCUGACGUUUCGCUCGCAUCAACUUCUGGCUCUCGGAGCACCACUCCACGUCGAUCAUCCACUGAGGACGACGUAGUUGUGGGACCACUCCGAGACGAAAUGCCUCUGGAUGUAGCGAAACUCGAGGCUGGACUGGAGGCUGCCAAUAUCGUGGGGAGAGAAAUUUUGUAUCAACCGGAGAAAAAUGGAUUGAGACGGCAGGACGAUAAGGGAGUGAGUCCAAGGCCUAAGAAGACUUCCACUGCAGCUAUUUAUCCAAUCGCUUCUGGACUCGUUGCCGUUCGCGAUGCAUUUGGUCCAAAAUUAACACCAGCGAUAUCAGCAGCGAAUUCUCUUCCUGAGAGUCCACCAGCUGAGGACGACACAUUCAACACUGACGAUUCAUCUAAACCAACGAAUAAACAGAAUGGAGUUGCUGGAGAUGGAGGCGACAGUGAAAGUGAUCCCGAAACUCUAUUCUUCAGGGACGGACGACGGCGCAUUGACAUGGUUCUGGUUUAUCAGGAGGAGACAGAAGGGGUAAUGACUGAAAUUGAAUCCAAACGAAGAGAACAGAGGAGAAUUUUCCAAGAGAAUUUGCUCAAGGAGGGACUGCAAAUGGAAUUGGAACCCAAAGAGAAUUCGUUCGAUGGAAAAACCUACUUCUUGAAAAUUCACAUACCCUGGAAAAUUAAAGUGCAAUAUGCUGAAGUUAUGAACCUGAAACUACUGACUAAAAGAUUUAUAACAAUCAGCGUUAAGGCGUGGGGAGACGAUGGCACGAAAAUAAAGAAAAAAUUUUGGGAGAAGUGGACAUCCUUUGUGAACUUCCUUCAAAAAUUUCACAUGUGGGACACAAGCCUCUACCCGGAAGAGCCCAACUUUUACGCAACUCACGAUUCCGGUGAUAGGGAGGAGAGAUUCCUCGUGAAGGAUAGGGAGACGGCGUAUACUCCAGCCCAAAGGUCGUUAAUCGUUUAUCAGAUUUUAAUGCGAGCCAGGUACGAUGAGACACACGAAAAAGCGGGAAUUAGACGAUUAAUUGCUGAUGGAUCUUAUAUAGACUGUUUUUGUCUCCACGAGGGUCCGUACAAUCGGCCGGGGCCCGAUGGUGUCCCCCUUGAUCGGCAUUUACUCUACUUGAUUUGGGCGCGGCCCUCUCAAUGGUACAAAAAGCAGCCCCUCUGGCUAAUUCGCCGUUACUUCGGUGAAAAAGUAGCCCUCUACUACGCCUGGUUGGGUUUUUACACCCGAUCCCUCUAUCUCCCAGCAAUAGUCGGUCUUCUGUGUUUUGUCUACGGCCUGAGCACAAUGGAGAGCGCCGACAAUACUCCCAGCCAAGAAAUCUGUGAUCCCGAGAAGGCAGGGAAUAUCACCCUCUGCCCUCUGUGCGACAAAGCCUGUUCAUACAGAAGGCUCAAGGAAUCCUGUCUCUUCUCACGUCUCACCUACCUCUUUGACAAUCCCGCCACAGUGUUCUUUGCUAUCUUCAUGUCCUUCUGGGCGACGAGUUUCCUCGAGCUCUGGAAGCGACGACAGGCAGUAAUUGUCUGGGAGUGGGACUUGCAGAAUGUCGAUGGGGACGAGGAGCCUAGGCCAGAGUUCGAAACGUCUGUCAAAACCUUCCGGAUAAAUCCCGUCACCAGGGAGAGGGAGGCCUACAUGCCAGCUUACUCCAGGAUCUGGCGAUACUGCGUCACAGGAUCCCUCGUAGUCUUCAUGAUAUUUGUCGUUCUGGGAGCUGUCCUGGGGACCAUCAUCUACAGAAUUUCACUCGUCGCUGUUUUCUACUCGGGUGGUGGUUUUUUCUUUGAAAAACACGCGAAAAUCUUCACCUCCAUGACAGCUGCACUCAUCAACUUGAUAAUUAUUAUGAUUCUCACGAGGAUUUACCAGAGACUGGCGAAGUGGAUGGUGAAUAUGGAGAAUCCAAGAACUCAAACGGAAUACGAGGACUCUUUCACAUUCAAAAUCUUCUUCUUCGAAUUCGUUAAUUUCUACUCUUCCCUGAUCUACAUCGCAUUUUUCAAGGGAAGGUUUUAUGCCCAUCCCGGUGAUACUGAUGCGAGAUCCUCCGAAUUCUUGAGAAUAAAAACCGACGUUUGCGAUCCUGCUGGCUGCCUCUCGGAAUUGUGUAUCCAGCUCGCUAUUAUCAUGGUUGGUAAACAGUGUUUCAAUAAUUUCAUGGAAAUUCUCUCACCGAAGAUGGUGAACUGGUGGAGGAAGAGGACUCAUGUUGCUGCAACCAAGGAUCACGAGAGGCCUUACACCUACUGGGAACAGGAUUAUCAGCUCCAGGAUCCUGGACGAUUGGCCCUCUUCGAUGAGUACCUGGAGAUGAUCCUGCAGUAUGGUUUUGUCACACUCUUUGUAGCUGCAUUUCCCUUGGCACCGCUGUUCGCACUGUUGAACAACAUCGGGGAAAUCCGACUGGACGCCUACAAGAUGGUGAAGGAAGCGCGAAGACCACUCGCUGAGAGGGUCGAGGACAUUGGUGCAUGGUACGGCAUAUUGAAGGGCGUUACUUAUGCCGCUGUUGUAUCAAAUGCUUUUGUCAUCUCUUAUACCUCGGAUUUUAUACCUCGAAGUGUUUAUACUUAUGUCUAUUCCCGUACUGGGGAUCUCCAGGGAUACAUAGAUCAUUCUUUGUCGGAAUUCAAUACCUCUCACUAUACGGAGGACAUGAUCAGCGACAGGAAUGGUCCACCCACAUGCCAAUACAGGGGCUACAGGAAUGGGCCUGAUCACAGUGAGCCUUAUGGACUCAGUCCCCAUUAUUGGCAUGUGUUUGCGUCUAGAUUAGUUUUCGUGGUGUGCUUUGAGCACAUGGUCUUCGCACUGACUGGACUCAUGAGUUAUGUCAUACCAGAGACACCCUCCGCUGUGUCCACUCAGCUUGCGAGAGAAAAGCUUCUGGCUCAAGAGGCCAAGUAUGAGAAGGGGUUGAAGGGGAGAGAGGAUGAGGAUGAAUUGCUGGCAGUACUCAAGGAAGCUGGGACAUUUGGGAGACCUGGGGCUCGGCGCGGCAGCUGGGCAAGGCGUUUCUCCAAACUCAGUGAUACACUGGAUGCACAUAUUGAUGUGGGGGUCAGGCAACAAAGGGCUAGUGAUGCAUCUACUGUGUGGGAGCCGUCCCCCCAUAUUUUAUGAAUUGGGGGGAGAGGAGUGAUGCAAACUGCUGCCAAAAUAUGUUAGACAAUUAAAACUUGCCGUACGUAAUUAUUUGAUAGAAGAAAAUAUUGGAUUUCUAUUGAACUUUGAUUAAUCCUUGGAGUUUAUCUCGGAAUUGAAGGUAAAAUUUUGUUACAACUUUUUCUAUUGACAUAUUUUUAUUCUACAGAGAAAUAAUCUUCAACGAAAUUUCUCUGUAUUUCCUAGCGUCGGGGAUGUUGAUCAAAGAAUUAUUGAAAACUGUAAUUGCCUUAGCUCUAGUUAAGAAAAUUGCUAGGGAUUUUCCAGACGAAUAUAAUUUCAUUUUUUAAAUAACAAAAAAAUCAAUAGAAUUUUCAAACGAAUUCACUAAAUUUUUCUGUGAAAUUUUUUCGUGCAUGCUGUUGUUUAAGACUGCUGUGGAGUGAUGACAAAUUUAAAGUACUAGUCAUGAGAGGAGGUGCAAGGGAUCGUUUGAUAGCCUUCCUAUGGGAGCCGAGCUAAUAUCCCCGUACAAAUGAAAAUUCGUUACACGUAUGAGUUUUCUACCUUCAUUUUAAUUUUCAAUUGUAAUCAGGAAUUCUGUUCUGAGAGAUGAGAUAAUUAAGUAUUAUUUUUUUUAAUGAGGACUGACAAGAUCCACUCGCAUACACCCCCGAACUAUUACUAUUCUAUUCACCCCUGUUGCAUUUAACUAUUUAUAAAUGAAUUACUGAAAAUUGCGGGAGUAAUACAAUACAUGAGAUAAUUAGUGUGUAUUUUGUGUGCUGUGCCCAAUGGUAGAAGUAAUGAUUCUCCGAAUGAAUUUUUAGCAACUCGUUAUGAUACACGAUUAAACUUUUAUUAUGGUUUCGUUUUCACUUUGAUUGCUGUAUAGACAACUGAUAUUAGUUCAAUUAUACAAUAUUUACAAUAAAUCAUAAAAUUUACAUAUCUA
Messenger RNA from Diachasmimorpha longicaudata, 6050 nucleotides. Its product is annotated as anoctamin-5. NCBI's taxonomy places the organism in Eukaryota, Metazoa, Arthropoda, Insecta, Hymenoptera, Braconidae. Gene Ontology annotation, cellular component: plasma membrane. Gene Ontology annotation, molecular function: protein dimerization activity; chloride channel activity. The transcript has 7 exons. Gene Ontology annotation, biological process: chloride transmembrane transport. The record is from RefSeq and is a predicted model, not a curated record. Bases 1652 to 5113 code for a protein of 1153 amino acids.